Amphimedon queenslandica is the source of this 587-nucleotide messenger RNA. Its product is annotated as inactive hydroxysteroid dehydrogenase-like protein 1. The record is from RefSeq and is a predicted model, not a curated record. Bases 55 to 558 code for a protein of 167 amino acids. The transcript is spliced from 3 exons. Lineage: Eukaryota; Metazoa; Porifera; Demospongiae; Haplosclerida; Niphatidae.
AACAAUACUAAAAAUAUACGGACGCUAUCAGGCAGUUUUGUCACGCCCACUUAUAUGAGCCACGCCCACACAAAAAUGAGUGUAGAUUCUGUUCAGUUUCUUGUACAGAAUCUCUUCGAUCCUUGGACGGUGCGGCUAGUGGACUGGUUGUUCUAUGCUGGCGUUGCAGUCGGUGUCACUAAAAUAGCUCAAGGACUCUACUCUUUAAUACCAGGAGUCUACACUUACUUCUAUCCUAAACUCAGACCACUCUCACUAACUGAUAAAUAUGGUAGAUGGGCUGUAAUUACAGGGGCUACCUCUUCAUUGGGGACUGCAUUUGCAAAGGAGCUUGCAGCUUGUGGGUUUGAUGUUGUGUUGAUCAGUCGCUCUUAUGAUAACCUACUGGACAUGGCAUCAGAAAUACAGUCUCAGUAUUCAGUACAGGCUUAUGGUAUACAUGCUGACUUCUUCCUGGGGCAGUCAGUUUAUAAUGAAAUAGAGAAAGCAUUACUGACAGAUACACUAGACAUUGGAGUAUUAGGUAAGUUACUAUUAGUAUUGUCAUUCUUAUUUUAGUUGCAGCCAUUUCAAAAUUCUGAAAGUUA